Messenger RNA from Amaranthus tricolor (Joseph's coat), 1520 nucleotides. RefSeq names its product phenylcoumaran benzylic ether reductase Pyrc5-like. The transcript has 5 exons. Bases 8 to 943 code for a protein of 311 amino acids. The record is from RefSeq and is a predicted model, not a curated record. Gene Ontology annotation, molecular function: oxidoreductase activity. NCBI's taxonomy places the organism in Eukaryota, Viridiplantae, Streptophyta, Magnoliopsida, Caryophyllales, Amaranthaceae.
UUUGUUAAUGGCGGAGAAAACCCGAAUCUUGAUAAUCGGAGGCACUAGACAUCUGGGCAAGUUCAUAGUAGAAGCAAGUGUUGAAGCUGGAAAUCCGACCUUUGUCUUGAUCAGAGAUUCAACUCGUUUUCCUUCCGCCAAAUCUCAGCUCCUCACGACCUUCAAAAGUCGUGGAAUCACACUUCUCCAUGGAGACAUAUAUGAUCAUGACAGCUUAGUGAUGGCAAUCAAACAAGUUGAUGUAGUGAUCUCAACGGUGAGUACGGAUCUCAUUGAUGAUCAAGUUAAGAUUAUAGCAGCCAUAAAAGAAGCUGGAAAUGUCAAGAGGUUUAUCCCUUCAGACUUUGGAACCGAUGUAGACAAUAUUGAAGGAGCUAUAGAACCCGCAGCAAGUUUUUUUGAAGCCAAAGCAAAAAUUCGGAGAGCUAUUGAAGCCGAGGGAAUCCCUUAUACUUAUAUCUCUUGUUACGGAUUUGCAAGCUACUUCUUGGACACAUUAGCCCAAGAAAAUGCUACAUCUCCUCCUAGAGACAAAGUAGUGAUUUUAUCAGAUGGCAACGCUAAGGCAAUUUUCAACGAUGAAAGGGAUAUUGCUACGUACACAGUAAGAGCAGUGGACGAUCCCAAAACUUUGAAUAGAACCCUUCACAUUAGACCUCCGGCCAAUAUCAUGUCCUUCAAUGAAGUUGUUUCGUUGUGGGAGAGAAAGAUUUGCAAGACGCUUGAGAAAGUUCACAUCCCAGAGGAUCAAGUUAUCCGUAACAUUCAAGAAUCUUCAUUUCCGAAGAACUUUGUAUUAGCUCUUGAACAUGCUGUUUUUGUCAAAGGAAUUAUGACAAGUUUACAGAAGAAUCCUUCCGUUGGCGUAGAAGCAACUGAGCGUUACCCAGAUGUCAAGUACACUACUUUGGAUGAAUAUCUUAAUCAAUUCAUACAAUGGUAGCUUAACUUUCCUUUCAACUACUGCAUUUAGCCCUUUGAUGUUCUUAAUUUGUUCUUUGAUUGUAUAAAGGAAUCAUUAAAUACUUGUCUUCUCUUACUUUUCUUGUUGGGUCUUCUGUUGUCACCUAGAAGAGUACCCUACAUCUUCAAUACCCCCCAUAAGGAUGGAUUAGAGCAGACUAUGGUUUUCGUUUUCUCGAUUGGAGAGUGGAAUAGCCAAGAAGAUGAAACUGAUGCAGGGAAAGUGGAAGACAAUGAUCAUAUUCAAAGCUAUGUUUGGAAGUCUUUGUUAGAAUACCAUUUUGUCGUAAUUUUGAUAAUAAUUAAUUCUUUUUAUUACUGUGUUUGGAUAACAUUUUCGGGAGGGGAGAUCGGUGUUUUCUUUCCAAAUCUUUCGGGUGUUAAAAGGAUUUAUCUUUUUUAAUGUGAAUAAAUUCUUCCAUCUAAUUCCUUUCCCUCCGUUUUUUUCCGUUAGAAAAAAUUAUUAUUUAUCUUACGAUUCCUUUUUGUCAUUUAAACAAACAAGUGAGACUUUCCUUAUUUUUUCCCCUUUCCCCUUCCCCUUUCCCAUUUCCCUU